AUGUUCAUGAAAUUCACUGAAUCGUCUACAGUGACAACGUCACCAAUAUCUCCCGGAUGGCCAGCUAUUCCAUCUGGAAGUUACGGAGGGAGUACGGUAGCGCCGAAGUGGUUAUCAACUGUUGAAUAUGCAAUGUUCAUUGGAGAAAUCAUUUUGAAUGUAUUCAUCGUUUUUCUCAAUGUUUCGGUUUUCGCCGUUCUCUGGAGAGCUACAAAGCCAGAAUAUAAGGCUUGUUUCUACAUCAUCAUGAGAACUUUCAACUGUUUUGUUGCCGUGAAUGCACUGGGAACACUUGCAACAAUGAUGGAUAGAAAGGCCGAAGAUUUCGAAGAAUGUUGGUACAUAAAACUGAUAAUGAUAGUGAAUAUGUUCACAUGCAUCGCCUCUUCUAUAUGGUUGUUUUAUGCCGGAUUAAAUCGAAUGAUGGUUCUUGUUUGGCCUCAUAAAGUGAUCAAUGCAUUCGGAUGUUGGAUUGUACGUGGAACACUCACUUGUGCAGCUCUUCUUGCUCUUGUUCUGUCUAUUGUUUAUCAGAAAUUAUGCGGAGUCUACACUCGUUAUGAUGCAGCAACCAAUACUGUUCAGAUGAUGGCAAGUGAUAUGGCCGAGCCUCUGACAAUCGCUGUCUACGUUUUCCCGUUGUCAUCGAUUGUGUUUUAUGUAGUAGCAUACAACAAUCUCCGUCAAAAACGUCUUCUGGUUGUCAGUGACAAGACCAAGUCAAUUAUUGAUAAAGCGGAAAGAAAAACUCUGAAAAUCGGAAUGCUCAUUUUGGUUACUUAUACGGCUUCCCUCAUUGUCCAUCUAUUCAUGGUGUUCGUGGUGACCAAUGAAACGUUCAGUGCCCUCUACAAUCGUAUCGAUGAAAUCGUCUCCUGUGCUCCACAAGUUGCUCUACCGAUGGCUCUGCUCAGUUGUAACAAGAAACUUCUUUUCAAUGCGAAGUCGUCAUCAUCCGUAUCUCAAUCUGGAACUGUUCAAGAUUUAUAUACAAAGGAAACGACGACAAACGAGAAGAAGAGCUCAAUGAAAUCAAAGACUUCCACUGCUUCAAACUUCUAA
Molecule: messenger RNA, 1062 nt
Organism: Caenorhabditis remanei
Lineage: Eukaryota; Metazoa; Nematoda; Chromadorea; Rhabditida; Rhabditidae
Exons: 6
Coding region: 1-1062 (353 amino acids)
Source: RefSeq, a predicted model, not a curated record